Messenger RNA from Ficedula albicollis (Collared flycatcher), 4822 nucleotides. It is a transcript of the gene RBL2, whose product is annotated as retinoblastoma-like 2. Bases 1 to 3339 code for a protein of 1112 amino acids. Gene Ontology annotation, cellular component: nucleus; chromatin; transcription regulator complex. The record is from RefSeq and is a predicted model, not a curated record. The transcript is spliced from 24 exons. Gene Ontology annotation, molecular function: RNA polymerase II transcription regulatory region sequence-specific DNA binding. Lineage: Eukaryota; Metazoa; Chordata; Aves; Passeriformes; Muscicapidae. Gene Ontology annotation, biological process: cell differentiation; negative regulation of G1/S transition of mitotic cell cycle; regulation of transcription by RNA polymerase II.
AUGUCGGCCUCACCCGCCGCCCCGUCCCCGCCGGGCGAGGACGGCGAGACCCGGCAACGCUACGAGGAGCUCUGCAGGAGCCUCAACCUGGACGAGCGCGCCCGCGCCGAGGCCUGGCUCAGCUACCAGAGCAUGAGGCGCAACUACACCCUGGAGGGAAAUGACAUGCAUUGGCUGGCUUGUGCCUUGUACGUGGCUUGCAGGAAAGCGAUUCCAACUGUGAGCCGAGGAACAGCGGAAGGAAAUUAUGUAUCCUUAACCAGAAUCCUGCGCUGUUCAGAGCAAAGUUUGAUCGAGUUCUUUAACAAGAUGAAGAAGUGGGAAGACAUGGCAAAUCUUCCAUCCCAGUUCAGAGAGCGAACUGAGAGAUUAGAGAGGAACUUCACUGUUUCUGCAGUCAUUUUUAAGAAGUAUGAGCCCAUUUUUCAGGACAUUUUCAGGUAUCCUCAAGAAGAUCAACCUCGUCAGCAGAGAGGAAGAAAACAGAGACGACAGCCAUGUACUGUGACCGAAGUUUUCCACUUCUGUUGGGUGCUGUUUGUUCAUGCAAAAGGAAAUUUUCCUAUGAUUAGUGAUGACUUGGUCAAUUCCUACCAUCUCUUGUUGUGUGCUUUGGAUCUCGUGUAUGGAAAUGCUCUGCAGUGUCCUAACCGUAAAGAACUCCUGAAUCCUAUGUUUAAGGGUCUACCUGAAGACUUCCAUAGUAAGGAUUAUAAAGUAUCAUCUGAUCCUCCCUGCAUCAUUGAAAAACUGUGUUCUUUACAUUAUGGAUUAGUUUUGGAAGCAAAAGGUAUAAAGGAGCAUUUUUGGAAGCCAUAUAUUCGGAAGCUUUUUGACAAAAAGCUUUUAAAAGGAAAAGAGGAAAAUCUGAUGGGAUUUCUAGAUCCUGGGAACUUUGGAGAUAGCGUCAAAGCCAUCAACAAGGCCUAUGAGGAGUAUGUUCUGUCAGUGGGGAAUCUCGAUGAGCGAAUAUUCCUUGGCGAGGAUGCGGAUGAAGAAAUUGGAACUCUCACAAGGUGCUUAAACACACCUUCAGGAGUGGAAACAGCUGAAAGGGUCCAAGUGAAACAUAAUUUGCAGCAGCAUUUUGACAGGUCCAAAUCUCUCAGGAUCACAACCCCCCUUACUGGCCGCAAGUAUAUUAAAGAGAGCAACCCAUACGUGACACCUGUUUCCAUAGCAACCUACAGCCUGAGCCGCCUGCACACCAUGCUGGCAGGACUGAAAAAUGCCCCCAGUGAAAACCUGGAGCAAAUACUCAGGUCAUGCUCCAGAGAUCCUUCUCAAUCCAUUGCAAACAGAGUUAAAGAAAUGCAUGAAGUGUAUUGUCAGAGCACUCAGUCUGAAGGAGAAUUCAGUAAUUUUUCCAAAGAUGUUGCUAGUAAACAUUUUCGUCGUGCUGAGAUGCUCUACUACAAGGUCUUGGAGUCAGUCAUUGAGCAAGAGAGGAAGAGACUGGGAGACACUGACUUAUCUGCAAUACUGGAGCAAGAUGUGUUUCACAGGUCUCUGCUGGCUUGUUGCCUGGAGAUCAUUACCUUUACAUACAACCCACCUGGAAACUUCCCAUUCGUCACUGAAAUAUUUGACAUUCCAGUUUAUCAUUUUUACAAGGUGAUUGAGGUUUUCAUUAGAGCAGAGGACGGCCUUUGUCGGGAAGUGGUGAAACACCUGAAUCACAUUGAAGAACAGAUCCUGGAAAGUAUGGCAUGGAAAAGGGAAUCUGUACUGUGGGACAGGAUCAGAGAGAAUGAAAACAAAGUUCCUACUUGUGAAGAGGUAAUGCCACCUCAGUACUUUGAGAGAUCUGCUGGGAACAGUGUUGUGGGUUCACCACUGACACCACGGCGAAUAAACGAGGUUCGUGCUGAAAGUGGAGGACUGGGAAAAGGCCUCUCGUCCCCUCCUGCCAGCCUGUACGACAGGUACAGCUCUCCCACAGCCAACCCCACGCGGCGGCGCCUGUUCGCGGACGGGGAGAACGUGGCCGAGGCGGGCCCCCCCCCCCCCCCCCCCCCCCCCCCCCCCCCCCCCCCCCCCCCCCCCCCCCCCCCCCCCCCCCCCCCCCCCCCCCCCCCCCCCCUGCCCGGCCAGACCCUGGUGACGGUGGCCACGGCCACCGUGACAGCCAACAACGGGCAGACGGUGACAAUACCCGUGCAAGGUAUUGCCAAUGAAAAUGGAGGAAUAACUUUCUUCCCAGUCCAGGUAAAUGUAGGUACCCAGCCCCAGGCUGUGUCUGCGCCCAUGCAGCCUCUGAGUGCCCAGACUCUGGCUGGCACCCUGAGCCCUCAGAUGGCUGGGGCAGCACUGCAGUUGCCAGGCCAGUUAGCAGUGCAGCAGAUCUCCCCUGGGGAGCAGAGACAGACCCAGCACCUCCCUGCCACGGCCGCCAGGCCUCGCAAGAUGGGCUCCCUUGCACUCUUCUUCAGAAAGGUGUAUCACUUGGCCAGUGUUCGUCUGAGGGACCUGUGUGCCAAACUCGAUGUGUCUGAUGAGCUGCGCAAAAAGAUCUGGACAUGCUUUGAGUAUUCCUUGGUGCACUGCCCUGAAAUCAUGAUGGACAGACACCUGGAUCAGCUGCUGAUGUGUGCAAUCUAUGUCAUGACUAAGGUUACUAAUGAAGACAGAUCAUUCCAGAACAUCAUGCGCUGCUACCGGACACAGCCACAAGCCAAGAGUCACGUCUAUCGCAGUGUCCUCAUCAAGGGCCACCGCCGCCGCCACUCGGGCAGCAGUGACAGCAGCAGCCAGCAGAACUCCCCCACAGACAGGAGCAAAGACAGGAACAAAGAAAGAAGCAGCCGUGACUCCAGCCCAGUGAUGCGCUCCAGCAGCACACUGCCCGUGCCCCAGCCUUCCAGCGCGCCCCCAACCCCCACCCGCCUCAGCGGCCCCAACAGCGACACCGAGGAGGAGGAGCGUGGGGACCUCAUCCAGUUCUACAACAACGUCUACAUCGAGCAGAUCAAGGACUUUGCCCUCAAGUACACUUCAAAUGCUACCGACUCUCCCCCGCUGUCACCAUACCCCUUCGUGCGCCUUGGCUCCCCCCGCAGGGUACAGCUCUCCCAGCACCACCCCCUGUACAUCUCGCCACACAGAAACGAGGCUGCCCUUUCUCCCCAAGAGAAAAUAUUCUACUACUUCAGCAGCAGCCCCUCAAAGAGGCUAAAGGAAAUCAACAGCAUGGUUCGAACUGGAGAGACACCCACAAAGAAGAGAGGCAUCCUGCUGGAAGAGGGCACUGAAGCCCCAGCCAAGCGAAUGUGCCAGGAGAACCACACGGCUCUGCUACGGCGACUGCAGGACGUCGCAAAUGACCGAGGGUCUCACUGAGCCUGCACAGCUCCUCCCUCCCUGACUGCACUGAGCUGGGCCAGGGCACGAGGGGACACAGUGCUGGGGACAGGGAGGAGCCACCCCACACCCCUGGCACACCCCCAGGCCCUGCUUAAGUUCUUCACAAGGCAAGUUACUCCUCUGCAGCUGUACCUGGAGAACACAGCCCCUUGGAGGGACCUUGCAGCAGGUAUUUACAGCUUUGCUUUGCUCUAGUCAGUGCUUCACCCUUGCCAGCUGUGGCCAGACAGGUCCAGGUGCCUCAGCAGAGAGCUCUGCACCAAGGUACCCACAAUGUCAGGGUUCCUCACUAACCCCCUCACAAACUAACAGUUUAGAAGUAACAGUCUCCACAAUCCAGUUCCUGCAGAGGGACAAGGGGAGUGUUUUGGGCCCUGAAGGAAGCUGGAUGGAUCGACGCUGUCCAGAUUCAGGAUGUUCCACAUGCCCCUGCGAAGUAUCAUCAUGUUGAGCUUUAAUGUGUGGCCCUUUGCUGUACCAAGGGAGGUGACUGUGUUGAUUGGUUUGAGCUGUGCAAUGUUUUAAAGUGAACUCGUGGUCCCAAGGUAACUCUUGGGAGUGGGCUGUGAAGCAUCAUGUUUAAGGCAGACAAAUAUUGCUGUAUAUUUGCAAUGGCACUUUUUAAAUGUGAAUAUUUUUUGCAAAGGCUGACUUCAGCUGUCUUUCUGUACUGAAACAAUAUGACUUUUGUAUUUAUUUUAAUCUGACAUCCCAUUGCUCCUCUUCAGCAAAUGGCAUUAAGAAUUCAUUGUAACUCCAUGUACAGGCAGCAAUGAAGGCAGGAAGCCAGGGAUGUGUGUUUUUUUCAAGGAAUUUUAUAUGCUUGUUGCUUUUCUUGAUAGUCAGGACUCUAGCCCUUGCUCACUCAGCAGCAGGCAGGUGGUGCCCAUCUCCUAAAACCUGUACUUAGGUAUUUUGUUUGUGUUUAAAGGACAGGGCUUGGGAGUUUGGUUUUGUGUUUUGGUUUUUGUAAAAAGGCCUAAAGCAGGCUGCCUGGGUGAAAGCCCUCCCCUAAUACCAGGAUCAGCACAGUACACUUAUCACUUGUUUUCAUUUAAAAUAGGUCCAAACUACCAGACUUGUUAGGAAAGCAUCAACCCUCUCCCACAGUACAAGAUGCCAGUCCUCUGUGGGGAGGAGGUGUUCAUGUAACAUGUGGCACACACAGCUUCCAAAAGGCUCAGGAAGCAAAAGCUAAAAGCCCUGUUUUCAGUCAUUCCUGCCCUUCUGAAUAAUAGGAAAAUUUAAGACUGAAUUCCACUACGGGUUCAACUGAAGUAAAAUAAAGCCAUGUUUUUUCAUACCUGCAUAACAAAAAGCUGAAGUCCAGAAGUUGUGUAGAUGUUUCUGUAAAAAUAUUUAUGGAGGUGUCAGACAAUUCUUGUUGUUACUAUGGUUCCAUUUACUUCACUUUGUAUGAAAAUAUUGCAAUUGUAUUUUUCAAUAAAGACUUUAUAAA